Molecule: messenger RNA, 1967 nt
Organism: Paramacrobiotus metropolitanus
Lineage: Eukaryota; Metazoa; Tardigrada; Eutardigrada; Parachela; Macrobiotidae
Product: motor neuron and pancreas homeobox 1-like
Exons: 4
Coding region: 252-1757 (501 amino acids)
Biological process (GO): central nervous system development; brain development; regulation of DNA-templated transcription
Molecular function (GO): DNA-binding transcription factor activity, RNA polymerase II-specific; DNA binding
Source: RefSeq, a predicted model, not a curated record
GUUGUAGCGUGUAGCGUGUAAGUGGCAAGUUCAAGACCAUUUACAACAAACCCCAUCAAUGCACAACCGCAUUCAAUUACCAUUUAUACCAGACCGAAUCAACACGCAUUUGUCCUGAGAAUCGCAGUUGUAUGCUGGACAGUGCUUAAUUCAUUACCGCCUUCUGUCGCGCUUGUGGUAACUGUUAUUAAUAAUUACCUUGGAAUUUUGUUUUGCGCAUGAGUGACGUGUCGUGCACAUAAUUGCCGAGAAUGAGUGUCCGCAACUGCAACGGCUCCGUGGUCAGCUGCAAGAAGACGCCGGUGACCUCGUCGGGAUCGGGAUCGGGCUCCCCUCCGAAGAAGGCCUUCUCCAUCGACUCCAUCAUCAACUCCGACUCCGGCGCCAAACGCUUCUGCCCCGAUAACCGUCGCCAGUCGCCCUCGCCGUCGAUGGCGCCGGGCCACCGCUCGCACAGCACCUGCAGCGCCACCUCUAACACCUCGCCGACCCCCUCGGCCGCCUCGCCGCCCACCACCCGCCCCUCCCUGUACACUCCCACGGCCCACAGCCUCGGCGGCGGCAACGGCCCCUUCCCGGCCGGCCCCGGCUCCUUCAUGGACAACUUCAGUUUAGCCGCGGCGGCCGCCAUGGCCGCGCACGCCUCGGGAGCGGCGGCGGUGGCGGCGGCCGCGGCGGGUCAUAUGCCGCACCACCCGGUCAACGCGCUCUUCGGCGCGGGACGCUACGGCGGGCAGCCGUUGCCGCCCGGGCCGGACGCCUUCCCGCUCAACUCCUGGAUGAACAUGGGCCUCGGACCGCGGCCGAUGCUGGGCCACCUGGGACUGGGAUUAUCGCCCGGACCGGGGCUGCAUCUCGGGAUGAACCGCAUCUUCGCGCCGGUGCACCCGCCCGGACACGGACCACCGGGACUGUCAGAAUCGGCGGCGAUGGCGCAGUCGAUGGGUUUCCUGUACCAUCCCUACCGCAAGCCGAAGCGCAUCCGCACGGCCUUCUCGCCGUCGCAGCUGCUGCGACUGGAGCACGCCUUCGAGAAGAACCACUACGUGGUCGGCACGGAGCGCAAGCAGUUGGCGCAGAACCUGGCACUGACGGAAACGCAAGUGAAGAUAUGGUUUCAGAAUCGGCGAACGAAGCAUAAGCGGCUGAAGAGCGACGGCAGCGUCGACAAGGACGGCGACGCCGACGUGGACGACGAGCCGGAAGAGGACUCGGAGGUGGAGCUGGAGGACGACGACGUCGACGGCGGCGCGGUGCUGGAGCCGCCACCGGCGGGGGACGCCGACGCGUCCAGCUGUUGCCGGACGUCGCCCAGCCUGGCCCAUCACCGCCACAAAGACCGCUCGCGCCACAGCGUCCACGUUGACGAGGACGCCGGGAACGGGAAAGAAGCCGUCGCCGUCGCCGUCAGUGACGCCGACCGAUCUCAGCCAGCUGACCGACCGGAAAAGACCUCACCGUCCAGAGAACCGGACGCCCACCGCCACGGCGGCACUCUCCAGGACGGCGAGCGUCCCGGCGGGUUCCCUGCGUUUCCCUUUUCGGAGCCGGCGGCGCCGCAUCCCAACUUCUUCGCCGCGGCGGCGGCGGCGCUCCCGCGUUCGGCGCACUCCAACUUCGCGCCGUAUACGCCCACUUCCGGCGCGGUGCACCUCCCGGCGCCACCGUCCGCGGACGCCUACCACCCGGACACCGCUGCCCCGCGCAGUGCCACGCACCACCACGCGAUUCUCAGCAGCAAAACCAAACGGAAGUAAAUUUCUCUAUUCUUCUACGCCUGUUGUUAAAGGUGUAUAGUAUACGCAUUUGUGGGAAAAAUAAUUCGAAUGAUGCUUUCCCUGGUUAAUCUGACUGCAUCGACCGGCGCAACAGUGUUAAUCACGUCAAGUGCUGCAAUGAUGCAGAUUGUAUUCCCUGUGCAUGAGUGCAGUAUAUACGAGUGUAUUCUGUGCAUUUCCGAGCAAUGA